Molecule: messenger RNA, 2757 nt
Organism: Boleophthalmus pectinirostris (great blue-spotted mudskipper)
Lineage: Eukaryota; Metazoa; Chordata; Actinopteri; Gobiiformes; Gobiidae
Gene: hoxa3a
Product: homeobox A3a
Exons: 3
Coding region: 654-1976 (440 amino acids)
Biological process (GO): regulation of transcription by RNA polymerase II
Cellular component (GO): nucleus
Molecular function (GO): RNA polymerase II cis-regulatory region sequence-specific DNA binding; DNA-binding transcription factor activity, RNA polymerase II-specific
Source: RefSeq, a predicted model, not a curated record
CCCGUUUUGCUUUAGGGGGGAGGAGGUGGAGGUGGGAGAGGGGAGAGGCAGCUCUUGAUUUGAACUGGCUUUUCCAAGGCGCUAGUUCAUUUGCAUAAUUUUUCUUGUCUAUGGUGACGCUGUGGUUCGGGGCAGUUCACUGGCGUGUGUGCACGGUACUGGUGCGUGAGGGGACCACAUAGAGCAGCGUAUAGAGCAGAGUAUACGCGUAUAGACUAUAGGCUGCCUCUCAGAGCUGUGGAAGAGCCCCGGCUGUCUGUCUGUGGCACGGGGGGCAGAUAAGGCUUAUCACGCUGACCCCACUGCUCACGCCUGCUUUCGUAACCUACCCAUCCACGUCGAGUCGGGAAAAGCGCACGGGGCUCCACUCUGCUCGUGUUGUUGUGGCUGCGCAGAGCGCGGUGCAUGGCUGGGCUCGGCUGUCUCCGACUGGCCCGCUGCCUUCACUUUUCUCUGGAUUACUGCUUUGAUCGAUUUCCUCGCUGAAUGAGAGAAUAUUGCCGGUCGCUGCUGCGCACUGCUCGUCAGAGGAUAAGGUUCACCCGAGGAGGCCAUUGGCGGAGAGGCGUCACGUGACCACGGGGUGCCAAUGUUAUUCUACAAGGGUGUCAAGACCCUGUCAGUUUCGGAAAUAAAUAUUGGGAAACGGCGAGAUGCAAAAGGCAACCUACUACGACAGCUCCGCAAUUUACAGUGGCUACCCAUAUCAAAGCGCAAAUGGCUACGGUUAUGACGCCAAUCAGGGCCAAUAUCCCCGGGCCUCUCAUGUGGAAAGUGAGUACCAUCGACCCGCGUGCUCCCUGCAGUCUCCCGACGGCUCCGUGGCGCUGCACAAGCCGGGAGACAUGGCGGAGGGCUGCGACAGGAGCGCGGUCAUCCAGGCGGCGCAGGCCAAGGUCCAUCCCGAAAGCAAUCAAGCGCAGGGCCCCGUGUCAGCCGCUCCCCCGCCGCCGCCUCCUCUCCCUCUCCCUCCCCAGCAGCAGCAGCCCGCCACCACCGCCGCCGCCGCCGCCCCCUCGCUCUCUCCCGGCGACGUCAGCCAAAGCACAAGCAACGGGCCCAGCUCCGGAGCCGCUCAGGGCAGUGCCAAAGCCGGGUCGCCCUCCUCCUCCUCCUCUUCCUCCUCCUCCCGCAAACACAUCUUCCCCUGGAUGAAGGAGUCGCGGCAGAACACCAAGCAGAAGAUCACCACGAGCUCCAGCGCAGUGGAGACAUGUCCCGGAGACAAGAGCCCGCCGGGGUCGGCCGCCUCCAAACGGGCCCGGACCGCGUACACGAGCGCGCAGCUGGUGGAGCUGGAGAAGGAGUUCCACUUUAACCGCUACCUGUGCAGGCCGCGGCGCGUGGAGAUGGCCAACCUGCUCAACCUGACCGAGAGACAGAUCAAAAUCUGGUUCCAGAACCGCAGGAUGAAAUACAAGAAGGACCAGAAGGGCGUGGGCAUGAUGCCCUCUCCAGGGGCGCAGUCCCCGCGGAGCCCGGUGGGCGCUCCGGGCGCGGGGAACGGAGGAGGCGGUGGGUACCUCAGCUCUAUGCAUUCUUUAGUAAACAGUGUUCCUUACGAGUCCCAAUCGCCACCGUCCUACAACAAACCUCACCAGAACGCAUACGCCAUGGCCACGUCAUACCCCCCUCCUCUGAACAACUGCCCCCCCUCUCAGCCCCAAAAGCGCUACCCGGGCACCGACUCAGCCACGCCCGAGUACGACGCGCUCCAAGGCAACGGUACCUACGGGACGCACAUGCAGGGCAGCCCCGUGUACGGAGGAUACAUGGAUUCUAUGCCCAACUCUGGGACAUCCGUUUUCGGCCUGAGCCACCUGCCUCACCCGCCGAACAUGGACUAUAACGGAGCAAUCAGCAUGGGCGGCGGGCAGCACCAUGGCGUGUGCGAGCCCGCGCCCACGUACACAGACCUAACGCCGCACUACUCUCAGGGAAGAAUCCAGGAAGCGCCCAAACUGACGCAUCUGUAGCGAACAUGGCGCAGCCUGCUCACUCUACUCCCCCUGCCUCAGAUCACUCCGCCCCAUUGUCUCUAUCCGCCACCUCCAGACGCAUCACCGCCGCUUUGUUUCCAUACGCCUCCUCAGUCCUCCUUGUUCUUCUAGGCUUCCACCUUUUGUUUCUGUCGCCAUAGUUUCAUGUGUGAAGUAGCGCUAGGAAAAAAUAAUCAGCACAUGCUUGAAUUGGGUCUGUUUGUUGGCCAUUGUCAGGGCGCUGGGCUGUAGGUAGUGACUGGGCGGUUAGGUGUAGACUAGGUUUCGGGACAGGGAGGGGAGGGGGGCCCAUAUAUUUAAUCUUUUUAUUUUCAAUCUUUCAACAAACAGGGUAUUAUGAACAUGUGUUAUUCUUUUAAUGUGAAAAUGUCCUAUUUUUAUUUAUCCGCAAUUGAAGAAUUGUGUUUUUGUUGCACUUGAGUUGGUAUUAUGAGGGUUCCCUUUGACAGACACUCUUCCUUCACUCGUGGACGUUCUGAGCUUAUUUAUUAUUAUUUUGUCCUUGUUAUGAUUUGACCGUAGGUAUUAUCUCGCCUCGUCCACACCACUGCAUUUCUUCGAGGAGGUGCUUUUCUUUGUAAUGUAAUACCAAUCAACCAUGCCAGAGCGGUGAAAGAAGGACACACAAGAGCAUUUUUUUUGGUUUUUCCUUUAUUGAAGAAGACGCAUCAUUCAUUUCUGCAGUUUAUUUUUCGAUGUAUUACAUUCCAUGCUGCUCUAAUUUGAAGAAAUAAAGUCAACAUUUGAAAUAUAUUUG